CCCCAGCCACGCUGACGGCCCCUAGGCCAGGGGCACCGAGGGCGCUGGAGGGGCCCGGGCUUCCCAGGAUGGACGGCGCGUGCGAGGUCUCCAUCAGGGAGUGUUCGGAGCAGCCAUCCUUCGAGGAGAAGACGGGGGAGCCCCAAGCAUCCCCCAAGGCAAAGCUCCCACUGGGCAUCCUCUUCUCCACGCUCCUGUUCUGCGGUGAGUCGGUGGCGGCCGGGAUCCUGUGCUUCUCUUACAGCCACUCUGACGACCGCUUCUGGCUGGCGAUGACCAUCUUCUUCAUGGUGUGUCCGUCCAUCCUGGUCCAGCUGACACUCAUUUUCAUUCACCGGGAUUUGACCAGUGACAAGCCACUGAUCCUCCUGAUGCACCUUCUCCAGCUGGGGCCUGUCAUCAGGUGUGUGGAAGCCCUGGUGGUUUACUGCACCUCAGGGCAGGAGGAGGAGCCUUAUGUCACCAUCACGCGUAAGAAGAAACUCAAGAAAGGCUAUGAGGUGGAGAUGGAGCAGGAGGUCGGCCACACAGUCCGCAGGCUGGUCACACAUCGUAAUGCCUUCAAGCGUGUGGCAGUGAUCCAGGCCUUCCUGGGCUCCACCCCACAGCUCACACUGCAGCUCUACAUCAGCAUCGUCGAGAAAUACGUUCCUAUUGCCAGAGCCGUCCUGAUGGGCAUCUGUCUGGUGUCAGUCACCUAUGGGGCGCUGGUCUGCAACGUUUUGGCCAUCCAGAUCAAGUAUGAUGACUACAAGGUCCACUUGCGGCCCCUGGCGUUUCUCUGCAUUGUCUUGUGGCGCAGCCUGGAGAUCUCCACCCGUGUGGCUGUCCUUGUGCUCUUCUGCACUGUCUUCAAGCACUGGAUUAUCCCCAUAGCCUUAGCCAACCUGCUGGUUGUCUUCUUCCUGCCAUGGGUACAGUUCUGGCGGAGUGGCACGCAGUUGCCCGACAACAUCGAGAAGAACUUCAGCCGGGUGGGCACUGUGGUGGUGCUGUGUUCUGUCACUCUGCUCUAUGCUGGCAUCAACAUAUUCUGCUGGUCAGCUGUACAGUUGAAGCUGGCAGACAGGGACCUUAUAGACAAGUCACAGAACUGGGGCCGCCUGGCCCUGUACUACAGUGUGCGGCUGGUGGAGAAUGCCAUCCUCCUUGUCCUCUGGUACCUCUUCAAGACAGACGUGUAUGAGUACAUCUGUGCCCCACUGCUGGUGUUGCAGCUGUUGGUGGGCUACUGUCUAGCUAUCUGCUUCAUGCUCUUCUUUUUCCAGUACCUGCACCCAUGCCGCCAGCUCUUCAGGCAUAAUGUCUCAGACUUUUUACACUGUGUCUGUUGCCAGAAGAUGGUGUUGGCAGACCCUGCAAAUCUUGAAGCCCCGUAUGAGCCUGGUGUGAGGCACAGCAUUGUUUGAUGUACUCAGCAGAGGAAGGGGGCAGCUCUGAAAGA
Molecule: messenger RNA, 1444 nt
Organism: Alligator sinensis (Chinese alligator)
Lineage: Eukaryota; Metazoa; Chordata; Crocodylia; Alligatoridae
Gene: XKRX
Product: XK related X-linked
Exons: 3
Coding region: 69-1409 (446 amino acids)
Cellular component (GO): membrane
Source: RefSeq, a predicted model, not a curated record